Molecule: messenger RNA, 3505 nt
Organism: Malania oleifera
Lineage: Eukaryota; Viridiplantae; Streptophyta; Magnoliopsida; Santalales; Ximeniaceae
Product: serine/threonine-protein kinase BRI1-like 2
Exons: 2
Coding region: 102-3362 (1086 amino acids)
Biological process (GO): protein phosphorylation
Molecular function (GO): receptor serine/threonine kinase binding; protein kinase activity; ATP binding
Source: RefSeq, a predicted model, not a curated record
CUUCUGCUUUGCAACAAGAAAUUCUCAUCAUACUUUUACUGGUUUUGACUGCAGCCGAGCAAGGUGGAACUGAUGCAGAUGGACUUCUUCUAUUCAAAAAGAUGAUUCAGAAGGACCCCAAUGGGGUUUUGUCUGGAUGGCAGCUCGAUAACAAUCCAUGCACCUGGAAGGGAGUUUCAUGCUCUCUAGAUGGAAGAGUGACUCAACUCGAUCUUAGUGCUCGUGAUCUUGUUGGGGAAAUCUCUUUUAAUCCCCUGGCUUCUCUUGAUAUGUUGUCUGCUUUAAAUCUGUCUGCUAAUUCAUUUACUAUAAAUUCAACAUCUUUGCGUCAACUUCCAUAUGGAUUGAAGCAGCUUGAACUAUCUUCUAGUGGACUUGCAGGUUUGGUUCCAGAGGAUUUAUUCUCAAAGUGCCCCAAUCUUGUUCAAGUGAAUCUUUCUCACAACAAUCUGACUGGUUUCCUGCCUGAAAAUCUCUUGGUGAAAACCGAUAAUCUGCAGGCUCUUGACCUGUCUUUUAACAAUCUAACAGGGUCAAUUUCGAAACUGAUUUUUCCAAGUUCCUUGACUUCCUUGGCUCAGCUUGAUCUGUCUGGAAACCAAAUUACAGACACCAUUCCUAUCUCACUUUCAAACUGCACAAAUCUCAAAACCCUGAAUUUAUCAUUCAAUUUGCUGACAGGAGGUAUACCAGGAUCUUUGGGUGAACUCAGCAGUCUCCAGAGAUUGGACCUCUCUCAUAAUCAUCUUACCGGUCGAAUCCCUCCCGACUUGGCAAAUGCAUGCAACUCACUACUAGAACUCAAGCUUUCCUACAACAACAUUUCUGGGCCAAUACCCUCCUUUUCCCUGUGCUCUUGGUUACAAAUUAUUGAUUUGUCCAACAACAAUCUAUCAGGGUCUUUUCCAGAUUCCAUGUUUCAGAGCCUCGCCUCAUUAGAGACCUUGCUGCUGACCAAUAAUUUUAUUUCUGGACCAUUCCCUGCUUCCAUUUCAUAUUGUAGUAGACUGCGAAUUGUUGAUCUAAGUUCCAACAAGCUUUCUGGAACCCUCCCACCAGACAUAUGUCCAGGAGCUUCCUCACUAGAACAGCUAAGAAUCCCAGAUAAUCUCAUUCGGGGAGAAAUCCCAGCUGAACUAUCACAGUGUUCAAGCCUGAAGACAAUUGAUUUCAGCUUAAAUUACAUCAAUGGCUCAAUUCCAGCAGAGCUUGGCAGGCUUGAGAAUCUUGAGCAACUGAUAGCCUGGUUCAAUGGGUUGGAAGGUAAAAUCCCUGCAGAGAUGGGGAACUGCAAGAAUCUGAAGGAUCUUAUUCUCAAUAAUAACUUUCUUAGUGGUGAAAUUCCAAUUGAAUUGUUCAAGAGCAGUAACCUUGAAUGGAUAUCCCUCACGAGUAAUGCCCUCACAGGCAAAAUCCCACCUGAAUUUGGCCUUCUGACAAGGCUGGCCGUUCUGCAACUUGCAAAUAAUAGCUUCAGUGGUCAGAUACCGAGAGAGCUAGCAAACUGCAGCAGUUUGGUUUGGUUAGACCUCAACAGCAAUAGGCUAACCGGGGAGAUCCCACCACGACUUGGAAGGCAGCUCGGGGAGAAGGCAUUGAGUGCAAUUCCUUCAGGGAACACUUUGGUUUUUGUACGAAACGUUGGAAAUUCAUGUAAAGGAGUUGGAGGCCUGUUGGAAUUUGCCGGAAUCCGUCCAGAAAGGUUGUUGCAGAUACCAACGUUAAAAAGUUGUGAUUUCACAAGAAUGUAUUCUGGUCCAGUUCUUAGCCUCUUUACACAGUACCAGACUUUGGAGUAUCUUGAUCUUUCGUACAAUGAGCUUCGUGGUAAAAUACCAGAUGAAAUGGGGGAAAUGGUGGCCUUACAAGUUCUUGUGUUAGCCCGUAACCAGCUAUCUGGAGAGAUCCCAUCAACCCUUGGCCAGCUCAGGAAUUUAGGGGUUUUUGAUGCAUCGCACAACAGACUACAGGGUCAGAUCCCAGACUCAUUUUCAAAUUUGUCUUUUUUGGUACAAAUUGAUCUCUCCAAUAAUGAAUUAACUGGGCAAAUUCCUGCAAGGGGGCAACUCAGCACACUUCCAGCAAGUCAAUUCGCAAACAACCCAGGACUCUGUGGGGUUCCCCUGCCUAAAUGCCAGAAUGACAACAACCAGCCAGCAGCAAAUCCAAACGGGGAUGGAGGCAAAGGAGGCAGAAAGCCUGCAGCUGCAUCAUGGGCUAAUAGCAUUGUCUUGGGGAUUCUCAUUUCUGUUGCUUCUGUAUGCAUUUUGAUUGUGUGGGUAAUUGCAAUGCAUGCAAGGCGAAAGGAAGCAGAGGAAGCCAAAAUGCUUAAUAGCUUACAAGCAUCCCAUGCGGCAACAACAUGGAAAAUUGACAGGGAGAAAGAACCAUUGAGCAUUAAUGUGGCAACUUUUCAAAGGCAACUAAGGAAACUUAAAUUUUCACAGCUUAUAGAGGCAACCAAUGGCUUCUCAGCAGCAAGCCUUAUUGGUUGUGGUGGAUUUGGGGAAGUGUUUAAAGCCACAUUGAAGGAUGGGUCGAGUGUUGCUAUAAAGAAGCUCAUACGAUUAAGCUGCCAAGGAGAUCGAGAAUUCAUGGCCGAGAUGGAAACUCUAGGGAAGAUCAAGCAUAGGAAUCUUGUUCCCCUAUUGGGUUAUUGCAAAGUUGGUGAAGAGAGACUCCUUGUUUAUGAAUUCAUGGAGUUUGGAAGCCUAGAAGAGAUGCUCCAUGGGAGAACAAAGACUCAAGAUCGACGUAUUCUAACAUGGGAGGAAAGGAAAAAGAUUGCAAGAGGGGCAGCCAAAGGACUAUGUUUCCUACACCACAAUUGCAUUCCACAUAUCAUACACCGUGACAUGAAAUCGAGUAAUGUGCUACUAGACCAUGAAAUGGAAGCCAGAGUUUCAGAUUUUGGUAUGGCAAGGCUCAUAAGUGCACUUGACACGCAUCUAAGUGUAAGUACACUCGCAGGAACGCCUGGUUAUGUCCCUCCCGAGUACUACCAAAGCUUCCGGUGCACUGCAAAAGGAGAUGUCUACUCAUUUGGAGUCAUACUCUUGGAAUUGUUAACUGGAAAACGGCCUACUGAUAAGGAUGAUUUUGGGGAUACAAACUUGGUGGGUUGGGUGAAAAUGAAGGUCGGGGAAGGGAAAAGAAUGGAAGUGAUAGAUCCAGAGCUGCUUUUGGUGGCUAAAGGAACAGAUGAAUCAGAAGUGGAAGAAGUUAAAGAGAUGGUGAGAUAUUUAGACAUAACAAUGCAAUGUGUUGAAGAUUUCCCUUCCAAGAGGCUUAACAUGUUGCGGGUGGUCGCCAUGUUAAGGGAGCUGAUGCCUGAAUCUGUCAAUGGGAACAACAGUGGUUGAGCCAGAGUAUUGUUUAUUGAUUAUGGUUAGUGUAAGAGCAUAAGUGUAUCGUUAUGGUGUUAAGAAUUCCUUUUAUCUACUUUUCUAUUAUUUUCUCCUUCUCGUGCUUUGUGAAUACAGCAUAACAGUUGAGUAUGCCAAAA